This is a messenger RNA of Pseudocercospora fijiensis CIRAD86, 444 nucleotides long. RefSeq lists its product as uncharacterized. The record is from RefSeq and is a predicted model, not a curated record. NCBI's taxonomy places the organism in Eukaryota, Fungi, Ascomycota, Dothideomycetes, Mycosphaerellales, Mycosphaerellaceae. The transcript has a single exon. The annotation marks the transcript as partial.
UGCUUUUCCACCACGCCGUCACUGCACGCCAAGAACCGCAUUUGGCCAGCACGCGUCCGCAACGAAAGCGAUCUCCAUUCCCUGAUCCUGAGCAGCGCAAGCACACGCGUGCCAUUGCUGACGCUAUGGAUGACCACCUGGAGCCGGGAGUCCGAUGAAGUCUCUCCAAUCUUGCGAGAGCUCGUUGAGAAAGACGGCGUCGGGGAAAGCAAAGGCGCAGUUUCCUUUGUGGAGGUUGAGAUGGAUAGCCCAGAUCUAGGUGGAAUUUCUGGCGUUGCCCAGAGAUAUGGAAUCAACCAAAUCCCUACGCUGCUCGCGUUCGAUCGCCAAGAGCCUCAGAUUGAGACGAAGGUGUCGAAUCUUGAGGAUUUGAAGGACAGGGAGUUUUUGACGAGAUGGAUCGAGACCGAGGCUGCUAGGCAUGGCUCUGGCGGUGCAGGAGGU